AUGAAAUUUACUACUAUUGCUGCUGCUGUUUUUGCCUUUGCUCAAUCCGUCGUUGCUUUAAGAUCAGUUAAAAUCAAAACUUUUGCUUAUCCACCACCACAAUAUCCAGAUGUUACUGGUAAGUUUGUUUCUGCAUGGCAUGAAGGUGCUGCUUUGAAUUAUUUAGUUGUUGUUCCAGAAGAAGGUGCUUUAACUUGGACUUAUGAUGAAGAUACUAAAUAUUUGUAUUAUGAGGUUGGUGCUGGUACUGAAAAUUGUUUCAGAUACUAUUUCACUAUUGGUGAAGGAGAACCAGGUAUUUUAUUGGCUACUCCUACUGAUAAUCCAGUUAAAGUUAAUGUUGACUACUUGGGAUUCAUUACUUUCGAUGGCUCUUAUGGUGUUAAAGGUGUCAAGAAUAUUAACGAUCCUUAUCAAUAUUCUAAGGAUAACUACAUCUUGGCUAAGUACGAUGGUGUUGCUCCAGAUGAUGCUGUUCCAAUCUUUUUCCAAGCUCUUGAUGCUUAA
Messenger RNA from Candida tropicalis MYA-3404, 507 nucleotides. RefSeq lists its product as uncharacterized. The transcript has a single exon. Bases 1 to 507 code for a protein of 168 amino acids. The record is from RefSeq and is a predicted model, not a curated record. NCBI's taxonomy places the organism in Eukaryota, Fungi, Ascomycota, Pichiomycetes, Serinales, Debaryomycetaceae.